GCCUGAUUUGCUUCACUUUGCUUGUUUGCUUCGCUUCGCUUGCUCGCUCGCUGACUGGGUUGUUGUGGUCUCCGUGGCGGCGUCGCUUCACAUGUUGACACACUUCCGAACGCAAGCUUCCUCUUCUCCGUUGCGGAACAUCUCUAGCGUGCGCGCGCGGAAGACCUCGCUCUCUCUCGUGCGCGGUCUCUUGUGAAACUACCCAUAUCUUCAUUGCUUGACUCUUGCCAUGGCGGCAACGAUGGCUGCCAUGGCAGCUCCGCCGUCGUUGCUCCGCGCGCAGUGCAGAGGAGUCGAUCCUCUGGGUCGCGCUCAGUUCCCCAUGCUGUCACUGCCCGGCCUGCGGUGUCGCCUCCCUCGGUUGUCAGCUCUGGCGCCGAAACGCCGUCUCGGCGGUACUAUCCGAGCUUCGGCUUCUGACGAUGGAGCUGAGUCGAAUCCCAAGAGUUACUCGAUUGUAGAAGAAGCGUAUAGGCUUGACGAACCGGGCGAUACACCUGCUGGAACAUGCGACCCGUUGUGUUCAGUCGAUGAGAUGAGCUCUGAGGAUUUUGAAGAAAGCUACAAACCCAAUUCAGAUAUUAUCAAGGCGGUCGUAGUCGGUGCAACCGUGCUUGCUGUAGCUGGAGUCGUCAAUCAUUCCUGGGUGGCUGAAAACCAGAACCUUGCUAUGUCAGUGGUGUUCGGACUUGGAUAUAUGGGAAUUAUAUUUGAAGAGUUUCUGGCUUUCAACAAGAGUGGAGUAGGGCUUUUGAUGGCAGUGACUUUGUGGACGAUUCGGAGCAUUGGGGCCCCUAGCGUGGAAGUGGCGUCUGCACAGUUGACAGAGUCGUGUACUGAAGUGAGCGAAAUAGUAUUCUUCUUAUUGGGUGCCAUGACAAUUGUGGAGAUCAUUGACGCACAUCAAGGGUUCAAGAUUGUUACUGAUUCCAUCACAACACGAAAGCCACGACUUCUUCUGUGGGUGGUUGGUUGGUUUACCUUCUUCCUUAGUUCGGUGUUGGACAAUCUGACUUCCACCAUUGUGAUGGUAUCACUCCUGCGCAAGUUGGUCAAAGAUCCCGAACAACGCAGAUUUCUAGGAGCAGUUGUUGUGAUCGCAGCCAAUGCAGGUGGUGCUUGGACACCUAUUGGGGAUGUUACGACCACCAUGCUUUGGAUUCAUGGGCAUAUUUCUUCAGUACGGACACUUCAGGACCUCUUUAUCCCCUCAGCAAUCUCGCUUGCUGUUCCACUUGCCCUGAUGUCUCUGAAUAGUGAUACAGAGGGUAAAGCACAAGACCCUACCCCAGCAUUGACAUCAGAACAGAUGGCUCCAAGAGGGCAACUUGUGUUUGGUGCAGGAAUUGGGGCUCUCUUGUUUGUGCCAAUCUUUAAGUCUUUGACUGGCCUACCUCCCUUCCUCGGGAUGCUGCUAGGGUUAGGAUCAUUGUGGCUUCUAACUGACGCCAUACAUUAUGGUGAAAGUGGUCGACAGCAACUGAAAGUGCCACAGGCUCUUUCACGGAUUGACACUCAGGGCAUCCUCUUCUUCCUCGGCAUCCUUCUCUCUGUCGGAAGCUUGCAAUCAGCGGGAAUAUUGCAGGAUCUUGCCCAGUAUCUGAACGAUCAUAUUCCAAAUGUCGAGCUGAUAGCGGGUACAAUUGGGCUGGCAUCAGCUCUUAUUGAUAACGUACCUUUAGUGGCUGCGACGAUGGGCAUGUACACCACCGAACAGUUUCCCGUGGAUUCAGAGCUGUGGCAACUUAUAGCGUACUGUGCUGGAACAGGUGGUUCUAUCCUUAUCAUUGGCUCUGCUGCAGGUGUCGCCUACAUGGGCAUGGAAAAAGCCGACUUCCUAUGGUACCUGAAAAAGGUGAGUGGCUAUGCAUUGGCUGGAUAUGUUGCAGGCAUCGCUUACUACAUCGCAGCAUUACAAUUUCAUGGACCAAUCUUGGCCAACCUUCCAGCUAGCCUACCGGCUCUUCCAGGGCUUUAAUUUGUAGCAUCCACUUGCAGUUUUGAUUUGCAAGCUUUGUUUGGAUUAGGUUACUACUUGAGUGAGAUUAGCCAGUCCAUGCACUUAUAGCUAAGUUAAGGACAAUGCACAACGCAUGCCCUGGAGACAAAUUAUGCCAAGCUUAGAGAACGACUUUUGUUUCUGUGUAUUCAUUGUGUAUGUCCAUAUGACCAUUGUCUAUGUAAGGCUCUGUAGAGAAUUCCUCCUACUCACGCAGUGGUCACUAUUUCAUCAGUCCCGUGUGUGGAUUGUUUAGAGAAUUGUCAACUCCCCUAAGCGAAGUUACACUUCUUAUUCAUGACU
Molecule: messenger RNA, 2302 nt
Organism: Physcomitrium patens
Lineage: Eukaryota; Viridiplantae; Streptophyta; Bryopsida; Funariales; Funariaceae
Product: sodium/proton antiporter 1
Biological process (GO): sodium ion transport; transmembrane transport
Cellular component (GO): membrane
Molecular function (GO): antiporter activity
Source: RefSeq, a predicted model, not a curated record